AUGACCUUCCAUAUGCCGGUUGGGUCCGAUGGACACCCGCCACAAAACUCGGGGUCCGCGGCAGAGAACCCGCGGCAGAGUAUCCGCGGCAGAGGUCUUCAGACUAGAUACUCGGAAGUGAAGUGCCGGAUACGAUUGGAAGAGCUCCAUGGUGACGAAAUUGGACAUGGGAGAUACUCGGCACUCGCCCCAGCUUCCUUGAGCACGAGCGACGACGUCCGGCAGGCUGAGCUCUUCCAUGUCUGGGUUAACACCGCCACAAAAUGUUUCCAGUUUUACUUGAGUAGUGGCGGUUUCCAAAAAGGCCAUCUCCACCCCGCGUCCGAUUCGCUCGAAUCAGCACGUCACCAAGCAGGCAAAUAUCCCUUGGGUUAUUAG
This is a messenger RNA of Clonostachys solani, 378 nucleotides long. The record is from the annotation of a GenBank genome assembly. NCBI's taxonomy places the organism in Eukaryota, Fungi, Ascomycota, Sordariomycetes, Hypocreales, Bionectriaceae.